Molecule: messenger RNA, 2667 nt
Organism: Sinocyclocheilus grahami
Lineage: Eukaryota; Metazoa; Chordata; Actinopteri; Cypriniformes; Cyprinidae
Product: B-cell receptor-associated protein 31-like
Exons: 8
Coding region: 95-838 (247 amino acids)
Biological process (GO): intracellular protein transport; endoplasmic reticulum to Golgi vesicle-mediated transport
Cellular component (GO): endoplasmic reticulum; endoplasmic reticulum membrane
Source: RefSeq, a predicted model, not a curated record
AGAUUCAUGUGGAGCGUAGUCAGAGUGCAGCAGAAGUUGUGACACGUAUCUGCAAGCCUUUCUGUGAAUAUUUCUUUCUGUUCGACUAGCCGUCAUGAGUCUUCAAUGGACAGCCGUGGCUACGUUUCUGUACGCCGAGGUGUUUGCGGUACUGCUGCUCUGUGUCCCUUUCAUCUCCCCAAAACGAUGGAGCAAAUUUUUCAAGUCUAGACUGGUCACUGUCAUCGCAACGUAUGGAAACACUGCCUUCAUUGUCAUCAUUUGUAUUCUUGUCUUUCUGCUCGUAGAUGCAUUUAGAGAAGUGAGAAAAUACAGUGUGACAGAGAAAGUGGAUCUGAGCAACAACCCCGUGGCCAUUGAGCACAUCCACAUGAAGCUCUUCAGAGCCCAGAGGAACGAAUACAUCGCCGGCUUCGCUCUGCUCCUGUGUUUGCUGUUGAGACGUCUGGCCACACUGCUGUCUCAGCAGGCAACACUGAUGGCCUCUAAUGAAGCCUUUAAAAAGCAGGCGGAGGGAGCAAAUGAUGCUGCGAAAAAAUACAUGGAGGAAAAUGAGAAACUGCAGGAGAAACUGCGGGAAGCGGGCGUUGAAGUGCCUGAAGUGGGUGGGAAGGCCAAGGGUGGCGUGGAGGAGGAUAAGAAAAAUCUGACAGAAGAGGUCAGGAAACUGAAGGAUGAACUCGGCGCAACAAAGAAAGCUCUUCAGAAGUCAGACAGCGAUGUGAAGGCCAUGAAGAAGCAGGCUGAGAACCUCACAGCGGAGUACGACCGUCUGCUGGAGGAACACGGCAGACUGCAGGCUAAAUGCGACUCUCAGCAGGACAAGAAGUCAGACUGAACGAACAUCAUCAUGCACCUGCUCUCUUUCCUGCAUCCUCAUUGGCUGGUAGCAGCUCAGCUGGCUGUGUAAGGACAGGGUUCCGUUCUUCAUUCAUGCGCUUUCACGUGAUUCAUUAAAGCCUCUGCAGGGUUUUCACACACUGUCAUAUGUUUUCUUUCUGCUUUUGCUGUGAACUUCUAGUGUUUAAUUUUUAUUUCAAGUUUUUGGUUAUAAACUCUGUUUAGAAUUGAAUAUCAGCUGACAUGAGUAUUACAUUUCUUGAUGUGUCAGUUUGUGUGUCAGGUACAUUGAGCCUCAUCAAUGAAACACAAGCAGAGUGAAUUUAUGUUCACCAAAAAAUUUAAAUUUGCUUUAAAUUUACUCACCCUCAGGCUAUCCAAGAUGUAGAUGAGUUUGUUUCUUUAAAAAGUUCAAGUUAAAAAAAGCCUAAAUUUGUUUUACAAACAGCUUUUUGUUUCAAACGAUGUUAACUGAUGGACUGAAGUCAUGUGGAUUAUUGUGAUGUUUUUAUCAGCUGUUUGGACUCUCAUUCUGACGGCACCCAUUCACUGCAAAGAAUCCUUUGGUAUUUGUUUAAAUAGCCAUAUUGAAUUGAAUGCCACAAUUUACACAAGCCUGAUUUUUUACCAACAAUUUACUCAAAUUCAUUCAGCUUGGGAUUCAUAAAUGAGUCACAUUGUUUAUAUGGAAGGACCAAGAAAAAGUUUACAGGAUAUUCUAGACUAUAUGUUUUUGAUAUGGUAAUUGUUGGGUUUCAAGUCUUUUUUUUUAUUUUUUUAAUUAACUACUUUAAUUUUCUUGCCUUAUAGGACAAACCUUCAGUCUUUCAUUAUGAAUAUGGAUAUUUGGUUGCAGUACAGAUGCAUGUGUUGGUUAAUUUUAGAUCUUUGAUUUACAGGGUACACAACACUUUACACCCAAUAAGCACUUCAGAAAGAAAAUCCCUCCAGGUUAUGAUCGACGAGCCUCAUUUGUCAUUUUGACUGUCUUGCGUCAUGCUAUAGGAAGAUAUUUUUGUUUUAUUUUGUCUUGGGUAUGGGAUAGCUCAUAUUUAGAGCAGAGUGAAUAAACUGCUUCUUUCCAGUCUGGUCUGGUUUGAGGCCACUGAGUCGGUAUAAUCUGAUAUGAGCCCGGCAGGGCUGUUACAGUGGGUAUGAACACCACUUUGGCAGGAACAUUAAAGCAUCCACAGCUGAUAUUGUUUCAAAACACAGCGCACUAUCUCUCGUCCUCUAGGUAUUGAAAUUAUAUUAAUGUCACAUUUGAGGGCCACGCGUUAGUUUUGCAUUUAAAGGUUACGUGGUUGAACUCUGUUCACUUGCUGUUUUACAGUUUAAGUGCCCCGGGUUUCUUUGCUUCUUUUCUGGCAUGUGUAAAUCAAUAUCUUUGCAAUCUUAGAGCAGUGCCACCUGAAAAAGAAUCAGCCGGAAUGACAUCAUAGCCGUGUUAAAAUAGGGAUCUGUGGGAACAACGUUAGCGCUGUUUUGGGCUCCCAGGGGAAAGGGCAUCGGGAUCGCUGGCGGAGUGUCGGAUAAUUCAUAGUCAAGACCUCCUGGACGGUUACCAAUCAUGAGAAUGUGAGGAAGGACAUCUGCUACAGCACCAGUUCAAUGAAAAUGUCAGUGUAUACCUGAACAUUGAAAUGGCAGGAGUUCAUUUUAAUAGUUUAGAGGUCAUGUCAUAUUAUAUCAUUUUCAAACCCGUAAAUAAACAAGUGAACUGUAGUACUGUUAAAGGGGCUCUUUCUUAAUAUGCAUUUCCAAAUGUAGCUGCUUCUUUCUUAUAUCAGGUUUUUACUUUGAGUUCUUGCAAAAAAAACAAAAAAC